Messenger RNA from Mobula hypostoma (lesser devil ray), 3103 nucleotides. RefSeq names its product protein downstream neighbor of son homolog. Lineage: Eukaryota; Metazoa; Chordata; Chondrichthyes; Myliobatiformes; Myliobatidae. The record is from RefSeq and is a predicted model, not a curated record. Gene Ontology annotation, biological process: nuclear DNA replication. Bases 276 to 1997 code for a protein of 573 amino acids. Gene Ontology annotation, cellular component: nucleus. The transcript is spliced from 10 exons.
UCCCGCGAAACCUGUAAGUUUUCUUCCAGCUCGCAUGUGUGGUGUUUAACUGAGAGACAGAGCAAGAGCUAAAGUUUAGUUUUGAAUUAAUAAAAGGAAUAGGAAGGGAUCGUUUUAAGUUUAGUCUCCUUAAAGCUCCCAAAACAGCGAUAAAAGUCCCACGAAACGAGUUAAUUAAUAAUUAUUAAAUAACUCCUGGCUAAGACGCCGGAAAACUGCCGGUCGUUUCAUCUGUCGGGGCGUGGAGCUGAAACCGUCCAUUUGGUGGCUGUACAAUGUCGGUUGAGCAAGUAGCCGGCUACUCGCCCAGCUUUAAGAAGCCAGCGGAAAUUCUGAGGCUGCGGAGAAAGCGGACUCGCGGCGCGGCCGGUAGGCUUCCCUCGGAGGAGCUGCCGCCAGCCUCCUCUGAUCAGAAGGCGGAGACCGACGGCCCCGGCCACCAGCAGCAGAGCAAGAAGUGCCGGAGGAACCCGUUCGCCAACAUCGCCAAUACCCGUGGGCUGCCUGCCGAGAGUCCGGGCCCCGAGAGCGGACGGCCUGCCGAGGAGACGGUGCUGAGCAAAGGGGUUCCUCAGGUGCUGCCUUUAGGAGACGAAGAUUCCAUUUUGGAGGCAAAAUUUUUUUCCCAAGAAAUACCAUUUCCUGUACAACAUAAAGAUUCUAGAAUACUACCUGAAUGCACUUUACCUGAAAGCUUCCCUGCUGACUGGAGCGUUAAAACUUGGGCUCUAUUCACAUCCCCUCAUCCUUUUACUUGGACAGAUCAUCUCAAAGCCUCAGAGGAAGCCAAAGGGUUGAUUCAACACUGUCGUUCCUCAAUAGUUGAUUUCCCUUUGCAUAUAGAGGACCCAAAAUCAUGCACAGAUUUACGCUGUGCCUUCCAACAGAAUCUUGUAUACUGGCUUCACCCCUCGCUGCCAUGGCUCUCACUUUUCCCUCGUAUAGGUGCAGAACGGAAAAUGACUGGCAAAAAUAAUCCAUGGGCACAAGAUGAAGAACUCCAGCAAGUACUAAUGAGUGAAUGGUCACUCAGCUUUAGUUCAUUGUAUAAUCUGCUGCGAGCGAAACUUUGCCCAUAUUUCUACUUCUGCACAUACCAAUUCACUGUGCUGUUCCGAGCAGCUGGAAUAGCAGGGAGUGCUGUUCCUACUGCUGUUAUUUCUCCUACAACAAGAGGUCUCAGAGAAGCUAUGAAAGAUGAAGGGAUCACAUUUUCCUUGCCAUUACUGGAAGAUAGAAGAAAUAUUAAAAUGAAAAAAGGUGAAACUACAGAUUUGGGGUUACACAUUCCAGAUGCUGAAACACAGGAGAAAAUCUUGGAUGCUCAGAAGGAACAUGCUGGUAGUAGCGAAGACGAUGACAAUGAUGAUGGUGGAAUAUCUUGGCUGAAAGAGAUGGGUGUACAAGACAAAGUUAGAAAGCCUAGUUCUAUUUCCAUUAAACUUCGUAAGGAACACGCCCUUGUGCGCAUGGAUCAUAAGCCUGAAUCAGCUGUAAUGGUGAAAGGCCCUCAGACGUUUACUUUGUUGAACUUCCUUAUAAACAACAAAACCAUAGUAGCUGGAGCUGGGCCCCAGGCAGGACUCCCACCAACACUCUUGGCACCUGUCGCAUUCAGAGGAGCCUCAAUGCAGACAUUAAAGGCUAGAAGUAUUAAUGUUAGGACACAGCAUCUAUCUGGAAUGAAGGACUCUCACUGCCUUGAGAUCACUGGUCCCAUCAUGCCUCACGCCCUACACAGUCUGACACUGAUGCUGAAGUCAGCACAGAAAGGAAACUUCACAGCCAGCUUUCACUCACAUGAACCAACUUCUGUAUUUAAUGUAGCUCUCAAACUGGAACAUCAUGAAGGCAAGCAGGACCCCUCUUCGGGUGAACUGUCUAAUUAUGGUCUACACCCAGAAACUCUGAAUCAACUAAUGCAACAGCCAACUAUUGGAAAAUCCUCCAUGAAGCAUCUAGAAAUGAAGGACUAUCGGUAUUUGUGGAAAUUGUAAUUGCUGAAAUUCCAGUAGGACUUGUGACUGACUCAGAAGUCACCUUCAUGGAUGUUGAGACAACAUGCAACUAAAUGCUGGAGAAAACGGCAGAUGGAUUUUAUAAAUGAAUGUUGAUUGAAGCAGAGGACCAAAAAAUAGACAUUAAAUGACACAUACCAAACCUAUUUAUUACAUUAUACAUUAGUAUUAGCCGUGUUGUUUAAAAUUGUUUUUAAUGCAUAUAAUAAAUGCAUUUCAAAUUUUUUGUGAUGCUGGGUCAUUACAGGCUAUUUGAAAUAAGGGAUUUUUUUUUGAACCAUUGGAUCAGUGAGAUUCUACUACGGUAAAUACAGUUUCUCUGGAAAUGAGGGGCUAUUAAUGUGUAGGAUAAUGAAUUCUCGAUUUAAAGGAGAUGGAGGUGGAUAGAAUACUAUUUGACUUUUUCAUUAGGGUAAAAUUAUGAGUAUUAGAGAAUGCGUCUAAAUUAUAUUUAGCUUUAUUUUAUCUAGGAGAUUGUUAACAGCUAGUAGCCUUUUCUCGUUAAAUAAUUCCCUGCUAUUGGAUGUGUUAGAAAUCAACCUUGUCAAAUAUUGUGACAAGUAUGAUUUCCAUAUCAUCAACCCCACAAUUUACUGGCAUGCAUGUUCUCUCCAGUUAACUGUAUCAGUAACAAGGUUUAUAUCAGUGUUUAUAUAUUGGUAUAUAUUAACACUGGUAUAAGAAUUGCAGUCAUUUUUUUCAUACACUGCCACAGAGAGAAAGCAAAUAAGCAAACAAAGUUUUAGGGUUGUAUUAAUCUCUCGAAUGUGAGGUUUUGGUUAUUUAGCCUGUGAAUAUAGUGUACAGUUAACACUGAAAUAGGAUGAGGAUUAACUAGAUCUCAACUGAUACAGUUUAAGAUUCUGGCACAUUUUAGUUUGUAGCAAACUGCUUGUUGAUUUAAUCAUAAAUCAAUUUAUAAAGGAAAAUGUAAAGUAAUUCUAAAUCUCAAACUAGAAAAGAUAUACUGUAUAUAGUCAGUUUUUAACUUAAACAAUCUAUAUUCAACAAUGGGCAAAUAUUGUUAUUCCACUUGCUGGAUCCAGUGCCUUUUCAGCUGCAUUUAAAGUGCUUAAUUGACUAUU